Molecule: messenger RNA, 899 nt
Organism: Olea europaea var. sylvestris
Lineage: Eukaryota; Viridiplantae; Streptophyta; Magnoliopsida; Lamiales; Oleaceae
Exons: 5
Coding region: 80-556 (158 amino acids)
Source: RefSeq, a predicted model, not a curated record
AAAUUACCCCCUCUUUUUCCUGCUUUCGUUCAACCGUUGAUAAAUUGGUAAUAAUUAGUGAACUUUAAUAUCAGAAUCAAUGGAAUCCGGAGCUACUAAACGGAGCAGCUCUGAAUCAUUUGUUCCGGUAUCGGUGCCCGAUCCGGAACCGAUGGGUCAGUCGGAAUCAGAAGAAAAUCUUACUGAUAUUUACGGAAAGGAGGAGACGACGCCGUAUGAUGGUCAGAAGGAGAUUUUGAAAGCACUGGAAGUGUUGGAGCGAGAUUCGGUAGCAAUCGCUGGGAGCUUCACCUCUCUCUUUUCUUCUCUCCGUUUAGUCCUCUCACAGGCAACCAGCACGUCGGUUGAUCAUAUGAAUUGCUUCGGUGAUGCAGCUGGUGGCCUUCAAGAAUGUGUGCUCGAUGCAGCGACAAAAGGAAACCGGUACAUAAAUUCGUGUCUCAGAAUAAAUGAAGAAAUGAAAGGGAUUGAAAGCCUUGCCACACAGCUAAAAUUCCUCCGGAGGAAUGUAGAUGCAUUGGACUCUGAAGUGAAUAGGCUUGUUACCUUUCCAUGAGGAGAUGAUACUAACGAAUGAAGCUUCACAGUUGCUUGUACAUACAACAUGCUGCUAAUUAUUUCAUGCUUAAAGGUGGAAGUGCUAGGUUGCCCAAGAAAUGCAAUUAAAGAGAUAAAACGGGGAAGAAAAGCAUUGUUUAGCUCCGGUAAGGAGUGUGUUUUCGACUCAAAGGCCAGCAGCUUCUACAAAUCUUUAUAGUAUUGUUUAUAGGGCAUUUCCUCGAACCAUGAGUUAAUGAGUUACCUUUUAUACGGACUGCGUUGUACUUCAUUCUAAACAUAUUUAUGCCUUCACAUUUUUCAGUAAUUAUUUAAAGAUUUUUAGGAGUCGUGAAAAUUUC